Molecule: messenger RNA, 1496 nt
Organism: Jatropha curcas
Lineage: Eukaryota; Viridiplantae; Streptophyta; Magnoliopsida; Malpighiales; Euphorbiaceae
Product: casparian strip membrane protein 4
Source: RefSeq, a predicted model, not a curated record
UUGCUUAAGCUACAGGUUUGGACUCUAUCGCUUGUUGACUGCCUUUGCGAAAAAUGGCAUAUUAAUGCAACCAACAAAUCAAGCAAACCCCUGAAAAACCAAAACGCAACUAUAUAUACUCACUCUUUCACCACCAAAUCCCAUUCUUGAUAAUUGCUUUCUGCUAUUGCUUGACAUGGCAACAACUACUCUCUUUUCUCCCCCACUUUCCCAUUAUUACUUCCCUUUCCCCUAGCUACUCACUAUCACAUCCAUCCUCUUGUUAUUUCAUCUUGGAUCUUACAUGAGAAGAUGAGGAGAUGUAAUGCAGCCAAGGAUGACUUGCCGAUUCAAAACUUACCAUAUAUAAAUAUAUCAUUCUGGUUUUCUUCUACGAUUGUGAUGAUCGGCUCGGCAAGUUGUCUUUGGCUACGUUUCUACUCCAUUUUCACAUGUUAGAUCUAUAUUUGAUGAUUAUUGAUCAUGGACCUACAAGACAUGAAGGCUAAAUGUGAUCGCGUUGAUCAUUCUUAAAUUCAUCAUCAAAAACCAAUUUGAUACAGCUUCAUGAAGACAGGAACAAUGGAAGCUGGGGAAACAUCAAUGGAUGCAACCUCAAAAAAAGAGGUAAUAAUUAAGGUAAAUCUAGAAAGAUGGAUGUCAAUAGCUGACCUUAUGUUGAGAGUUUUUGCAGCUAUUGCAACAUUAGCAAGCGCUAUUGCCAUGACAACCACUAAACAAACACUUCCAUUUUCAAUUCAAUCUUUCCUGUUCAGGGCUGACUAUAAAGAUUUCCCCGUGUUCAAGUUCUUUGCGAUAGCAAAUUCUAUUGUAUGUGCAUAUCUUCUUCUAUCUCUUCCUUUGUCCGUCUUUCUUAUGAUCAGGAUCAAGAUGAAGAUUAUUAGGAUCAUUUUGGUCGUAUUUGAUAUGGUUAUGCUGGUAAUUCUGAGUAGCGGGGCAGCGGGUGCAACAAGUAUUGUCCAAUUAGCAGAAAAAGGGAAUAGUAGAGCAAACUGGGUUGCCAUUUGCCAGCCAUUCAGAUUCAGGAGCUUCUGCCACAGACUAUCUGGAUCUCUUGUUGGCUCCUUCAUCUCAAUUGUCAUUCUUAUGCUAAUUAUUAUAGCAUCAACUGUAUCCCUGUCUCAGCUCUAGCCCUCUACUGUAUUGAUAUAUCAUUACAUGAAUGUUUUUCAUGUACUCGUAUCUCCAAUUUGUGUCCUCUGUUUUUUCCUGUUUAGGACUUUUUUUUUAUUAUUUUAAUUAUCUAAUGUCUAAAACCUAUUGGUCAAACUAAUCACGGAUUGACACUGGGCAUGCCUAUGAAGAGGGACAAAACUCUCCAUCGGAUUGUUUUAAAGGAACUACAUAUCUAGAUCUCGAUAAAUCUAAUCAUACCAAAGAUCGAGAACUCAAAAUCUCUAAGGAAGAGGAGAUUCCUACAUCCCAUCUCAUCCGUGUAGUUUCCUUUUUAAGAUUUUAAUUUGCAUCGAGCAUGAAAUGCAGUAUUAGUUAUAUAA